UUACCUGGCAUCUCUGCUUUGGACUUUGAGUUUGCGUUUAUUUAUUGUUUUUGAAGUUCUGCGGUCCAUGCUUGUUUGUUAUGUUUAGAUUUCCAAUUUUUAGUGCCUAUUUUAUCUAACAAUUGUUAGUCACGUUUAACAAAUAUGGGCAAAAAGAAAGCUAAUCAACUGGGACGAUCCUUAAUUAAGGACCGAUUCGGUCAUGGUAAUCGAAAAACUGUUGAUAAUAAUAGCAUGCUUCACACAACCGAAGUUCAAGAUGGGUAUGAUUGGGGUCGAUUGAAUCUGCAGUCGGUUACCGAAGAAUCAUCAUUUCAAGAGUUUCUAAGAACAGCGGAGUUGGCUGGAACUGAAUUUCAAGCAGAAAAAUUGAACAUCAGUUACGUGAAUCCGAAAUCUAAGGUUGGAUUACUGACCAGCAAUGAACGGGUUGAAAUCGAGCGUAAACAGACUGAUAAAAAAAAUCUUCUAAAGAUUCCACGUAGACCCAAGUGGAACAAGGAAACAACAUCAGAAGAGUUACAAUCGAUGGAGAACGAGAAUUUUCUUGAAUGGCGAAGAGGGCUGGCAUCUUUACAGGAAGAGGAAGAUUUACUAAUGACUCCGUAUGAAAAAAAUUUAGAUUUCUGGCGCCAGCUGUGGCGAGUUGUGGAACGAUCUGAUAUCGUAGUUCAAAUUGUUGAUGCAAGAAAUCCCUUAUUGUUUCGAAGCGAAGAUUUAGAGAAAUACGUGAAGGAAGUAGAUGACAAAAAAUUGAACAUGAUUUUGAUAAAUAAAUCCGACUUCCUUAACGGAGAACAGAGAAAAAGAUGGGCGAAUUACUUCGAUGAGCAGGAGAUAAGAGUUGCUUUCUUCUCCGCCGCACAAUCGGUCGAUGAAGCUAAGCGAAAGCGUGAAGCGGAAGCAGAGAAUGCAAACACGGAAUACGCAAUACCACUGGAAAGGAAACUAAAAGAAUUGGAUUUAAAGGUCGAUCAUGUUGAAGAGACGUUAGAGCAUUUGGAGAAAAAAAUUGAAGAACUGGUCGAUGAUGAUGGUAAGUCGUUUACUAAAAUACGAAACAAUCCGGAAGUGCUGUCCAACACCGAGCUGAUUGCCUUGUUCAAGCGUCUUCAUAAGUCGGAACGUGUCACUUCCGGUGUGGUAACCGUUGGCUUAGUAGGUUACCCGAAUGUCGGAAAAAGUAGUACAAUAAAUGCUGUAUUCAUCGAGAAAAAAGUUUCUGUCUCAGCUACUCCCGGCAAAACGAAGCAUUUUCAAACACUGUUCGUAGAUAAUGAGUUGCUGUUCUGCGAUUGUCCUGGUCUUGUCAUGCCCAGUUUCUGCACAACCAAGGCGGACAUGAUCCUGAAUGGAAUAUUACCAAUCGAUCAGAUGCGAGACCACAUUCCGCCGGUUAAUCUACUUUGUACAUUAAUUCCACGGCAUGUUCUAGAAGAUACGUAUGGCAUUAUGAUAGUCAAGCCGCUUGAAGGUGAGGACCCUAAUAGGGCACCUUACUCGGAGGAACUAUUGCUGGCUUUUGCCUACAAUAGGGGGUACAUGACAGCCAACGGUCAACCUGACCAAUCACGAGGCUCGCGUUAUGUGCUGAAGGAUUUUGUGAAUGGCAAAUUGCUGUACUGCAAUGCUCCACCCGAUGUCGAUCAAAACGAGUUUCACAAAUUUCCGGAGCGUCUUAGAGAAGAAGUAGACGUGAAAUUGUUACCACCUCGACAGCAACGAGCAAUGAAGAUGGGCACUACCACCACCGGCAAAGAUAUCGACGAUCAGUUUUUCCAGGCACGUAGUUAUACCGGAUUUGUGAAAGGGCGUAACGACUUUCCGAAUGUACGACCGAUGGGUGUAAAUUCUCAGGAUGCUGGUGUUUUGAUAGCUGGCAAACCGUGGAAGCACCAGAAACGAGAAAAACGAGAAAAGCUUCGGCGCAAAUAUGCUUACCUUGAUCAGCACUGAACACUGGAAUGGUGUUAUUCUAAUAUGAAGUGAGCUCUGUAACUGUUUUGUAGCUUUAUUCAAUAUACAAAAGGAUUACACAUCUUUAUAUUAAA
Malaya genurostris is the source of this 2051-nucleotide messenger RNA. It is a transcript of the gene Ns3, whose product is annotated as large subunit GTPase 1 homolog. The record is from RefSeq and is a predicted model, not a curated record. Lineage: Eukaryota; Metazoa; Arthropoda; Insecta; Diptera; Culicidae. Gene Ontology annotation, molecular function: GTPase activity; GTP binding. Gene Ontology annotation, cellular component: cytosol. The transcript is spliced from 4 exons. Gene Ontology annotation, biological process: ribosomal subunit export from nucleus. Bases 145 to 1956 code for a protein of 603 amino acids.